Messenger RNA from Puccinia triticina, 1524 nucleotides. RefSeq lists its product as uncharacterized. The record is from RefSeq and is a predicted model, not a curated record. The coding region runs from base 1 to 1524 and encodes 507 amino acids. NCBI's taxonomy places the organism in Eukaryota, Fungi, Basidiomycota, Pucciniomycetes, Pucciniales, Pucciniaceae. The transcript is spliced from 6 exons.
AUGUCCUAUAACACACCAUACCAAUACGGCACCAAUAACAAUUACAAAAACCCUAGCAGUCACAGCCAUUCGGAUUCCCCUGCUCAUCCAUGGGCAUCACUCUCCACUCCACUCUUGUUCACAUCCUUCCACCACCUCAAGUUCUUGGCAGUCACUCCCUUACACCAAAACCAACAAGGUCCACGUAUUACCCACUUGAAUCCUAACCUGACACCUCACAUCCCCCAAUUGUCUGAUCUUGUUGAUCAGCUUGCUUCGUCUUCUGAGUACCUCUCAUCCAAUCAUGCACAUCAGCGUCGUGACUACUUACCCCAUUAUAACAGCUCCCCUUCAAAGUCGUCUGAUUCUUGUACUCCUUUAAACUACAAUGCUCCAUCCAUGCCUCUAUCCAGUGCUCAACAUACCGCUAGUCCCUUGUCAUCUCAAAUCAAUUUUGCUUGGUCUAGAGCCAAACGAGCUCCCUGUGUUCCUUCAUCCAGUAUCAGUAGCACACCAUUUUCAGGAACUCACUUAGCCCCACCAGGUCGUGCCACUACCAAUUGUGUCCCACCUCCAUCUACUGCUCCUCUUGCUUCCCUCAAACAAACCAGAUCACGCAAGCGGAAAAAAAUUCAAGAAAGUGAUCAGCCAGCAACCCAACGUUGGUCGCAUGAGGAGCUUAUGAAGCUCACCGAAGCGCAGCUAGGAGUGAAGCACAAGAGUGCCAUGACAGAGGUCUCUGACUUGUAUCACCAACUUACCCCGCAGCAACAGGCCAAAUAUCAAAACGGGAAACCGACAGCCUUAAAUGGAUCCAAUGGCCCUACAGGUGACAAUGGAAGUGAAAUGGAAUCUGAUUACAAGACCAAUGAUGAUGUGACCAAGCCAGGUGACAGUGGCACACGCAAGUUGAGUUCUUUUAAAGCGGCGUCUGACAAGGUCCAGAACUUUAUGGACAACUGGUUUAAGGAGGCUGUUCACAUUGCCAGGACUGCCAACUGUGAGAUGAUAUUGUUUGCAGUUUCCCAACAUCUUGCGGUGCAUUCGUUCCAAUUUGGCAAGGCUACCCAUGGUGCAACCAAAUUUCUGGCCUCAAUGGCAAAUCUAGAUGGGACCAAGCACUACCCGGCCCGAAUGCAGGCAUAUCUAACCAGUUAUGAGGUGUCCGAUAUUGCCAAAGUGGCAAAAUCCAAACAAAGUAUCCCAAAACCUCAAACUGUCUCAGCUGCUGUACGCAUGUCUGAACUUAUUGCGGAAAAGACUAACGGUAUCCUGACCCAAUGGCCCUGGACCAAGCACAAUUGGAAGCUGGCCAAGGUCAAGUACAAACUCACGCUACUCCCCGGAGCAAAGACUCAAUUGCAGUGGCUCAAGAAACCAAGUCGAGGCCUGCAUGCGGAUGCCAAAGCUACCAUCCAUCUUGAUCUUGACAACAACCUCAUUGAUCUUAUUUAUGAUCCAACUAUUCCCAAUGUUACUACGCCCAAGGAAUUCUAUGCUGCAACCUCCUCCGCUUCCCCCUUGAUUGCCACUCCACAGUCUUGA